Blepharisma stoltei is the source of this 666-nucleotide messenger RNA. The record is from the annotation of a GenBank genome assembly. NCBI's taxonomy places the organism in Eukaryota, Ciliophora, Heterotrichea, Heterotrichida, Blepharismidae.
AUGAAAAAUUAUUAUCGAGCCACACAAAUAUAUAGUCUGGCUAUUGAUUACUUAUCUACCGCAUCUAGAACUGAGUCCCAAAAGGGAUUGACUACAGAAGUACAAAAACUCUACUCUGGAGCGAGAAACAAGUUUAUCAAUACUCUAACCUUUGGUAUAGGUGAAGCAGCAGUAUUUUUGGCUUACUUUCAUAGCAACGGCAAAAGUGUACCAGUUGAUUUCGAAUUAGCGGAGUUCUUUAUCGUUUUAGGUAGUAAGCUCAAUGACUCAUUAUCUAUUCAAUUGAUAAAUGAAGUCUAUGAUUCUGAAAGUCCUAUUAACAUGAGUAUUGAGUAUCAGCGAUCUCAUCAUGAUUAUUCAAGUUAUUUAGAAUUAGCGCAAAAAUAUCGCGACAUUAUUCAUGUCAUUACUCAAAAAUAUCCCGUUAGCACAGAGUUUGAUGUUAGUGCGCAAUUAUGGGCCAUGAAGCUUAUUCAUGAUGAAGCUGGCCCUUUAUUUGAUAUACAUAAUGAUUACAAUGAUUAUUUUCCUAAUAUUCCAGUAUUUCAACCAUAUAGUCUUUCUCAUCCGCUUGCACCAGCAAGCAUAGAAGAAUAUGAAGUAAACACAAACGGUCAGUAUAAUGAGGAAAGUUCAGCUCAUUCUUGUCACUGUUAUAUUUUUUAG